Messenger RNA from Cotesia congregata, 1026 nucleotides. NCBI's taxonomy places the organism in Eukaryota, Metazoa, Arthropoda, Insecta, Hymenoptera, Braconidae. The record is from the annotation of a GenBank genome assembly.
AUGAAAAAUAAUCAAAACCGAUACGGUGUUUCACGUUUUUCUGUUUAUCGCCGGAGGAAAAAAUUGUAUGACUUACAUUUAAAAACAUUUCCAAAUGAUAUUUUUUUUUCUUCCUUACCAGCAGACAUUAUUGAACCUCCUAUCAUCUCCAACCCUGAAUCACAUCUUAUUCACAACAAUGAAGACAUUACCCACUACAUUACAACACAGAUAAAAAAAUCUUAUUUUUCCAACACUUACAAUGAGUCUAUUUUAAUGAGCGAACCAGACCAAGUUGAUAACUUUAAUGUCACCAAUGCAAUGGACCAUGAAGAAUCCAUCAAUGAAUGUGUUGAUAGUCAACGUAUAACUGAUGAAGUUUUAACGAAUCAUUGUGAGACAAAUUCUAAUAAUACUACUUUCAUGGAUAGUCAAUUAAAUAGUUUAAUGUAUCCUGUUAUACCAAAGUCAACGAUUACUGCUAAAGAUCACCUCUUAGCAGUAAUGAGUUUAGCUUCAAAAUUUAAGUUCACUUAUGAAGCAACAUUGUCAAUUUUACGAUGGAUUAAUUGUGCGAGUGUUGGACAAAUACUACCAACAAAUAAACCUGCAUUAGAAAAAGUGUUACUUCAGGAUAACAGUAUAUUCACCAAACAUUUUUAUUGUGAAAUUUGUAAUAUUUAUUUGGGAAAAGAUGAAGUAAUUGAUGAAUGCUAUUCAGAAUUAUGUAAAAAAGAAAAAUCAGUGAAGUUUUUUCUCCAGAUAAGUUUGAAAUCACAAAGUCAACAAUUAAUGGCACUUCCACAGAUCGCAUCAAGUUUGAAAUACCGAUUUUCACGAAGCAAAAAAAAUCAUGAAAAUAUUGAAGAUAUUUAUGACAGUCCUAGUUAUCUUAAACACUGUGAACCAGGUGGAUUUUUAUAUAAUUCUUGGAAUUGUACUUUAACAUUUAACACUGAUGGUGCAAGCUGUUCUAAUUCAUCUAAUACUAGCGUUUAUCCAGAUUUUUUUACAAAUAAACGAACUCCCUCCUCAUUUACGGAUUAA